CGCGUCAAUAGACUUCCUGAAAACGCUCGUGCCUCCCCUACAGCUCAGGAAAGCUGGACAACUCGCCAUGUAGGGGGGACAAAAACCCAGGGCACCUUUCGCAUCGGAUAAAGAGGUUUACCAUGACUUGAGACCCUGUUCCAGCGCUCCUCUUUCUCUAUUCUGUAUUUUAUUUAUUUUUCCUUUUGAGGACUAUCUUGCAGGGAUUGAAGAACAGAGUUCAAUGUUCAUGGAUAUCAUAUCCUGGAUUUUCUGGCACUUUUUUAUUGGGUGAGCUAUAACACAUGAGUUUCCAGCACUACUACAAUCUCUAACACUGCUUUGGACCAAAACCAGAAGUGACAUCCCUGUUCAUCUCUAUCACUUCCUACACCUUGUUGUUUUUGGAGAGGAACUGUAUUUUUAGUCAACCACAACGAUAAGGUUACAUUUUGAUUAUUCUCAAACACUAUCCUCGGCCGGGCCGUUACCUCUGUUCUCUUUGUACUUUGAUUGUCACUGAACCUUUUCGUAGCAUUCAUAAGGGUUAUUAUAACCUUAGUGUGCAUUAAUUUUUAGUCAUUUAUAAGUUCCACGUUCUGUGACCUUAAGACAAUGCAUUGUUAAUUGAACUUGUGCUUCCUGUUUUAUUUAAUCAAUUUAUAAGAAUGGAAAAUUGUUCAGUUUAGUAAUUUUGUUGUAACUAUUUAUGUAGAUGAUAAUCACACAAUUCCGUUGAACCUUGACAAAACUUAAGCCUAAAAUUUUGCCAGUGCAAGUCAGACAAAGAGAGAAAAGCAAAUAAUCUGGCUUCUUUGUGCGUUUUCAUUUUUAAAACAAAACUAUGAUUUUUUUUUUGUUGGGACACUAGCAAUACUAAACUGGAAAUCUCGUUUGUGUAUUGUUUUUUGAUCAAAUGAUCAUAAGAGGAUUUAUCAGUGUUUCCAGGCAAAAUACACUGAUGGAAAAGAUUUAACACUAUCAGGGAUAGAAAAACCUGCUGACUUUUUUUGUGUGUUUUAAAAAGACACCUGUUGAAGCACUGUCAUCAUUUGUAACUUGUUUAACCUCAAGUUUACUCAAAAGCCCAUGAUUUGGGCUUAAAAAAAGACAUUUUACCGUCCAGAAAGUCAUCUCUACAAAUUAGAAGAAAGACCUCUUCAUGAGGCAUUCAAGCUGUAUUGUCCAAAUAUACUCUCUCCAUCCCAGUGGCACUACCUUUUGAGCCCAGACACUGAACAUGCGCUCCCCAGGCCCAGAGAGCCCAUCUAUGACUGAGGAGGCCCUGCUGCAUGGACAAUUUGGUGGUUGGAGCAGCGGAGGAGGAAGUGGAAGUAACAGCAACAGCUGCCCCAACAGCCCUGGAGGUGUUUCUUUACCUUCCAGCCCUGCCUCCACCAACUAUGCCCUGACACUCACGCCAGCUCACAUCCAUGUCCAGCGCUUGUCUCCACGUGCGGGAAAGCAGUCCAGACUGAUCUUGCCGCUGGCGGAACUGACUGGAUGCAGCUGCCCACGCUCGCCUGCCCCUCCUUUGCUGGUGCUAUACUGGUAUCCUCCGGGUCGUCGCCGCAAAGGUGUCUCCAGACAUAGACAGGUGAGGGCAUACUUGGCGGAGAGCAGAGUUGAGGCGGAGAAAUGGAACGCUGCUAUACAGAGCCUGCUGAGGGGAAUGGAUGUCAACUCCACCACAGAAUUUUGCAAAAGCAUGUUGCCCCGUCCCCGUCGACUGUUGCUGCUGGUUAAUCCAUUCAGUGGACGGGGUCAGGCAAUGCAGUGGUGUCAAACGCACAUACUUCCAAUGAUAAGAGAAGCCAACAUCAGCUACAACCUCAUACAGACGGAGCGUCAGAAUCAUGCACGUGAGCUAAUCAGAGAGAUCUCUCUACAAGAAUGGGACGGAAUUGUUAUUGUUUCUGGAGAUGGACUCUUGCAUGAGGUGAUAAAUGGCCUUAUGGAAAGGCCCGACUGGGAACAAGCAAUAAAAACCCCUGUGGGAAUCCUACCUUGUGGCUCUGGAAAUGCACUUGCUGGUUCCAUCAACCACUAUGCAGGAUAUGACAUGUGCCUUCGGGAGCCUCUCCUCCUCAACUGCUGUUUUCUGCUGUGUCGGGGUGGGGUUAAACCGAUGGACUUGGUGUCUGUUACAACCAGCCCAUGCACUUCGUCCUCCACAACCAAUCAGAAUGGGCACCCACCUGCUCCCAGAAGGCUUUUCUCUUUCCUUUCUGUAGCCUGGGGUUUUGUGUCUGAUGUGGACAUAGAGAGUGAGCGCUACAGAGGGCUGGGCUCAGCACGGUUUACACUGGGAACACUAGUGCGAUUGGCUUCUCUGCGCUCCUAUAAAGGCCGUCUUUCUUACCUGCCACCCGGUAUGGUCAACCCGUCCCCCGAUGCCACACCUCAGCCGCCCCGCAGGCCACUUUCACGCAGCAUUACCGAAGGUUUGGAGGGAUUUUGUCGCACUCCUAUUCACCGGACCUGCUCAGACAUGGGCCUGAGUGAACAAAGAAGUCUCCGUAAGGGUGAUGGGGAAAGAGAGAGAGAAAGAGAACGGGAGAGAGAAGAGAGAGAGCGGGAGAGGGAGAGGAGAAGAGAGAGGGCAAGAGGGGUUGGAGUAGUGAGAGCUAGCAGUCUCGCUGAAGACAGAGAGAGAGAGGUGGAAGCAGAAGAGAAGAUGGAGGAGACAUCAGGGACCAGCUCGGAAUCCACUGAAAGGGAAGAGUGUGACAACACAGCCAGUAAUAAUGGAAACAGAGAAGAAGAGAAUAAACCAGGUGGGGAUGAGAUCGAUGGAGAAGAAGUGACGAAAGUAAGAGAUGAUGCAAACGAAUGCACUGAGAGUUAUCAAACAACUCCACCUGAGAUGCAACGCACACUACGUAAAAACUCUGCUCCUUCUAGCCAGAUAAUUAACGCCUUUUUCAGCCAGCCAAUUGGUGCAGAAUCUGACCAAGACUUGGAGGUGGCAGCCUACGGCAAGGAGGACGAAGACAUAAAUGGCACCUACUUUCAGAGAGAGGCAUUUCCAGUUGACAAGUCUCGUGAGCGAGCCCUCACCAUCUCAUCUUCACCGUUCCGUCAGUCUCCUUUCAAAGCUUUCAAACCUAAAACUUUAGACCAGAACCAGAACCCCUCACGGCCACGGCCCCUCUCUCUUCUUCACCAAUCACAUUCAAACUCUCUCCCUCCAAAAUUUCCCUCCCUUUCUCUCUCCCUUUCACCAACCCCUCCUUCAUCUCCAUCUUGCGCCUCUCCCCAUUCUUCUUAUCUCGCGCCACGUCCCAACACUCCCAGCUCGUCUUCCCCAUCGCCUUCUUUUCAUUCACCGACCCCUUCCUUCAACUUUGACCUUGCAGAGCCCGCAGGACCCCUGAAGAACCGCCCUUUCAUGACAUCCUCCAUCAACCUGCCAGAGGAUGAUCUGCUACCUCCUCUUGACCAGCCUCUACCUACACGCGACUGGGUCACUAUUGAGGGCGAUUUUGUCUUGGUGCUUGCCAUUUACCAGAGCCACCUGGGAGCAGAUCUUCUCGCUGCACCUCAGGCUCGAUUUGACGAUGGGCUGAUCCAUCUGACAUUUGUGCGGGCUGGUAUCUCCCGGGCUACGCUGCUUAGAUUGUUCCUAGCAAUGGAGAGAGGAGCCCAUUUGUCCGUUAGCUCUCCCUACGUUAGUCAUGUUUCAGCUCGGGCGCUCCGCCUUCAACCGCUUUCAUCACGAGGAACCCUCACUGUUGAUGGCGAGCUGGUUCCCUAUGGGCCUCUCCAGGCACAGGUUCAUCCCUCCAUGGCUCGUUUGAUUGUUGGGGACUCUGGAAUAAAGAUUACAAGAUUCUGACCUGUUUGGAUUUGAACGGGCAGGGAUUAGCGUGACGCUGUGGAUUAUAUAACAUUUUGCCAUCCGCAUAUUGGGAGGGGGGGAGAAACAGAAAGCCAGCAGUUGCAAUCACUGCUUUUACUGGGAUUAACUGAGGGAUUGCUUAUUCAAGCUGCAUAUGCAAGGAGUGUUUUUGAAUUUUACGAAGGGAUGAAAACUUGCGGCCUAUUGCACGACUGUAGGAUUACACUUGGAUUACCCUCACUGUAGUCGGUGAGAGAAUGCAGAAAUGCCUACAUAAAAGAAGAAACGGCAAAACUGAAUGUGUCCAACUGGUGCAUACAUUUUAGUAUGCAUUUGUGCAUAGAUUCUCAACAGUGCUCCUGCCUUAUUUCAGAGAGUGGAAUAAAAUGACACAAACACUAACAAUAGCAAGCUUUUAGGUUACCACAUCCACAUAUUUUGCAUAAUAGGUACCCCUGGAAUGCCUUAUCCAUCUCUGAACUUAUUUGCAAUUUACAUACUCGCUUAGUAUCACACCUGCCCUGAAACCUCAUUUAGCAAUUGAUUAGUCUCCGUCCAAAUUUUUUUUUAUUGGGCUGAUCAGAAAUUUAAUCAGUUACGUCUUGCGUCCAGUUUUUGGUGGGUAUUUUUAGGACACAAACACUUUGUGGUUUGAGUGGAACGGUUAAACAUGGGCUGUAAUGGUGUAUAUUGCAUUGCUAGUUUGUGUAAGAAACGCAUGCGAUGAUCUUGAUGAUGAUGAUGAUGAUAUUUGGUAACUAGCUAUAUGCAUUGCAGUGAACACAGAAAGCUAGAAAAACUUCCAGUUUAGCAUUUUUCUUCCCCCCCAGUAAUAUUGUAUCACUGUUUUCUGUGGCAUAAUGCAAACUUGUAUAACAGUUGCCCCUUUUUUAUUCCUAAUGAAUGAAGAAAGAACGGAAAGUUAUGGAUCAACUGGUAACGCACCUUCAACUCCUUUUCCUGAAAGAUUGUUAAAUGUUAGGCAAUUACUAUUUGAUAGUGAUCAGUAACUUGAUAACUUUUUAGUCUAUUUAUCUCACAAACCAUUUGUAAAACUGAUCCACUAGAAUAAAAUGUAUUUUUCAGCUCUUUAUGAGAACGGUCCUGUGCAAAGUCCAGCUGCGGAACUGAUCAUGAUUGUAACAGAGCCUUUCCAGUGCUUUUAAUUUGACCUAAAUAUUUAUUAGAAAAACGCCUGUUUACAUUUUUUCUGUCCUUUUUCAUUUUCCAGAGGACCACAGUUUGACAAACGCGGACUCUUUUUGCUCAAAUAACAGUGAUUUAGCAAAUAAUAUUUAAUUCCAAUAAUUCCUCGACUGGUAUUUCCGAACAGCUGUUUAGUUCUGUAUAGUGCAAUCAUUCUGUUGAUCAUCACCGCCGUCCUCCGCUCUUAAGUGUCGGCUGAUAUGUAGGUCUAGUUGUUUUUGUUUGCGAGUCUGGCACUCAAUAUGAUUUCCAGCUGCAAUCAGAUGGCCAGUUAUUUGUUUUUUUUUUGUUUUGUUUUCCAUUCCCUUUAUUUCCUUCCUUCUUUUGUUGUACCAUGCUUUAGAGUGAUCUAAUAAAUUUGGUAUCGAGCUGUUGUCCACCUUGAAAAUGCCAGUUUAAGAUGUCUCUUCAUUCUCCGAUGCUUGUAUUAAGAUUGUAAUUACUAUUAAAAGAAUAUUAUAUUAAACGUAUAUACGUAUUAUUUACAGUUCCUAGUUCUGUAUGAUUGAAAAGUUUUCUUUCAGAUAAAAUUUUACUAUGAAACCUUG
This is a messenger RNA of Puntigrus tetrazona (Sumatra barb), 5574 nucleotides long. It is a transcript of the gene sphk2, whose product is annotated as sphingosine kinase 2. NCBI's taxonomy places the organism in Eukaryota, Metazoa, Chordata, Actinopteri, Cypriniformes, Cyprinidae. The transcript has 7 exons. Bases 1220 to 3817 code for a protein of 865 amino acids. Gene Ontology annotation, biological process: sphingosine biosynthetic process; positive regulation of apoptotic process; sphinganine-1-phosphate biosynthetic process. Gene Ontology annotation, cellular component: intracellular membrane-bounded organelle; membrane; cytoplasm. The record is from RefSeq and is a predicted model, not a curated record.